GUUGCUUCUUCUUAUCAAUCUUGCUCCACGUGCGGCGGUUUUUAUACUUUUACUGCAUAUACUACCGAUUUUAAUUAUUUUACUCGAUUCAAAAUGCCGCCUGUUAAGAAACCCAAGGCGCAGAAGAUCGAGAAACAGUCCACGCCCAAGAAAACCGUAGAUAAAACCAAGGAUGUGGUCUCCGGACAGCUGAAGAAAAAGGUGGCCAAGGCCAAGCCCCAAAAACCAAAGGGUCCGGAACGCGGCGUGGUCAUUGUGAAGCACCUGCCCCAUGGAUUCUUCGAGCAGCAGCUGCGCCAGUACUUCCGCCAGUUCGGUCGGGUGCUCCGCGUCCGUUUGGCCCGGUCUCUGCGCACGGGAAACAGCAAGGGCUACGCCUUUGUGGAGUUCGAGUACCCGGAGGUGGCGAAGGUGGCCGCCGACACCAUGGACAACUACCUCAUGUUCCAGAAAGUGGUCAAGGCCUCCUACAUUCCGCCGGAGAAGCAGACCUUUAACUUCUUCAGGACAUCCUUGAAGAAGGUCAUUAAUAAGGCCGGCAAGGAAAUCUACGUUUCGGACGUGACCAAAGCCACCCAGCGCAGCGUAAAAAAGCAAAACAACUGGGAUGAGUCCGCCUGCCAGAAGCGCACCGUGACCAAUCUCAACAAGAUCAAGAAGCUGCAGGAGAAGUACAAGGACUUGGGCAUUGAUUUCAACAACCUUCUGGUUGAGCCAGUGAAGAAGACAAAGAAGACACCAGAGGCAACUGAGGCUGCUGAGGCAUCUACGAGCAAGGCAGCAGCAAAGACAGCCGGCAAGAAACAGAAACAGUCGUCAAAGAAGGAGUUAAAGUUGGAGGACUUGCUGGGCACGACCAUCAACGAGGACUCCGACGAUGAGGACUACGUAGAUGCCUCCGAUGAUGAGUCUGAGCUGGAGGUCGAGGAUGAGGAGGCGGAGGACAGUGAGGACGCCAGCGAUGACAGUGAUGAAGAGGAGGACCUGCCGCCACCACCUAAGAAAAAGAACAAGGCUGGCCUGGAAGAUAAACUGAAGCGCAAACCAGGCACUGGCGGUGUCCAGAAAAAGAAACAAGCUCAGGCUGCCAAGGGCAAGAAGAAUGCCGCCACCCAGAAGCUGCAGCUGGCCGCAGCAAAGUCGCUGGCCAAACCGUUGCCCAAGGGAAAGGCAAAGAAGUCCAAGAAGUAGCUUAAAAUACCUUUACUAUAGUUUUUAAGUAAGCGAAAACAUUUUGUAAGAUGAAUUGUGUUAAAAUAUGUCCUUG
Molecule: messenger RNA, 1267 nt
Organism: Drosophila subpulchrella
Lineage: Eukaryota; Metazoa; Arthropoda; Insecta; Diptera; Drosophilidae
Product: MKI67 FHA domain-interacting nucleolar phosphoprotein
Exons: 3
Coding region: 94-1191 (365 amino acids)
Biological process (GO): maturation of LSU-rRNA from tricistronic rRNA transcript (SSU-rRNA, 5.8S rRNA, LSU-rRNA)
Cellular component (GO): nucleolus
Molecular function (GO): RNA binding
Source: RefSeq, a predicted model, not a curated record